GAUAACAGAAUGCGAUCAUUUAACAUGAAGAUAUUUAACAAUGAGCUUCCAACCUUACAAAAACUUAAGACUAGAUAUUCAUUAAUAUAUAAGACAGAUAAAUGUUUUCGUUGUGACCUCUUAAUAGAGGAUCAGGCACAUGUUUUUACAUGUGAAAACAAUCCAAGUAAUCUAAAUAAUUUGAAAGCAAUGAAAUUAGAUGAAGAAGGAAUGCAUAAAAAUAAAGAUGAAAUUUUAUUUUUGGAUAUAAUUAUGGGACUAAUAUC
This is a messenger RNA of Dentiscutata erythropus, 266 nucleotides long. NCBI's taxonomy places the organism in Eukaryota, Fungi, Glomeromycota, Glomeromycetes, Diversisporales, Gigasporaceae. The record is from the annotation of a GenBank genome assembly.